Strongylocentrotus purpuratus (purple sea urchin) is the source of this 1874-nucleotide messenger RNA. It is a transcript of the gene eri1, whose product is annotated as 3'-5' exoribonuclease 1. Gene Ontology annotation, molecular function: 3'-5'-RNA exonuclease activity; nucleic acid binding. Gene Ontology annotation, biological process: exonucleolytic trimming to generate mature 3'-end of 5.8S rRNA from tricistronic rRNA transcript (SSU-rRNA, 5.8S rRNA, LSU-rRNA). Gene Ontology annotation, cellular component: nucleolus; cytoplasm. The transcript has 6 exons. NCBI's taxonomy places the organism in Eukaryota, Metazoa, Echinodermata, Echinoidea, Camarodonta, Strongylocentrotidae. Bases 131 to 1390 code for a protein of 419 amino acids. The record is from RefSeq and is a predicted model, not a curated record.
GACUGCUCGAUUGCAUAACAUUAUCGAUAUCGGCGCGCUAUUCGUUGUCCAUUCGAAAUGGCGACUUACUUGGAAAAAUCUGUAUUCCGUUCAAGAUUCGACCCAAAUCAGUGAUGGAUUUACUGAUAGAAUGUUAAAUUUGGAGUAUGUGCUCAUUUUAGGGAGCGUCGUAAUCAUUUCAUGCUUUAUGUGGCUAUCUUUCGCCAUGAAUUCCUCUCCAACCAUUCCGGAACCUCACCCAGCUGAUAAUGGCCGUAGUCCCAGUCGUAGAAAUCGACGUAGUCGCAAAGUGAAACAAACUCUCCCGGAUUCAAACUCAUCAGCUCCACAACAAAGACAAAGUGCUAGUGUGAGACACAGACGAUCUCGACUUGUUGACGACGAUGACACCGUCGACAUGCAUGUCGAUGACGGUCCCCUGCUUCCAGAGGAAAACAUGGAUAUUGAUGAUGUGCAAUGUUCUGGAAAUCAAAAUGCCAAAAGUCAGAAUCAGAAAGAGAAAAGGGAGAGCAAGAGAAGAAAGGAAAACAAUUUGGAGCCAGCGUUGGUGGCUAAUUUGAAAAAGGUAGCUUCUUCUCCAAGUCGAUCAAAAGACUUCAGUCAUCCCAUCUACAAAGAGAUGUCGCUUAGAAAUGGCAGUGUCAACAGGAUGUCCAAGAUUGAACUUCAAAACACUUUGCAGGAUCUUGGCCUUAAUAGAUUAGGCAGUGCCGAUGUCCUAAAACGUCGCCUUAAGGACCACUAUUCCAAAGAGUCCCUGAAGAUGGCUGGCCUGUCUUCCGAUGUACCCGUCCAGUUUGAUUAUCUCUGCGUGAUCGAUGUAGAAGCAACAUGCCAAGAGAUCAACCCUGUAGAUUACAUCCAUGAGAUCAUAGAGUUCCCUAUCGUUCUACUCAACACCAAGACAUUACAAAUCGAAGACACAUUUGAUGCAUUUUGUAAGCCUGUCAUCAAUCCUCAGCUUUCCAAGUUCUGUUCGCAACUCACAAACAUCUCACAGAAAAUGGUAGACAAAGCAGAUGAAUUUCCAACUGUUUUGGAGAAAGCCGAACGUUGGAUGAGACAGAAGGGCCUCGGCAGUAAACACUCAUUUGCAAUAGCCACAGACUGCUCUUUGGACAUGGACCUGUACCUGAAGCUCCAGUGUCUGGUCAGUGAGAUCUCCUACCCCCAGUAUGCCAAGGAGUGGGUCAACAUCAGCAAGGUCUUUGCCAACCUCUACAAGACUAAGCGACUACCCCUGCGCGCCAUGCUGGACAGCACUGGACUGGCCUUCAUAGGACAGCCUCAUAGAGGAAUAGAUGAUGCCAGGAACAUUGCCAGGGUAGCCUUGCAGCUGAUUGAGGACGGUGCGGAGAUGAAGUACAAUGAAAGGCUAACGCCGACGUAGCGAUGGAUGACGAAUGUGACUAGUCAGACUAGAACUGUUAUUCUGUCACAGAAAGCCGACACCACUACAGCUGUGAAUUUUCAAGGAGAUAAUUGCUAAGGGGACAGGAGUAGAUUGAGGAAAGAGCAACAAAAAGAGGAAUAAAUGGAACAAGGGACUAUAAUGUUGGAAGAGUAUGAUGAAAGAAGUGGUUGAUUCUUUGUGGAAGAGAGACAGAGCUGGAAGUUUUGAGCAGUAUACACUGUAGCCCAUCAAUUGGAACAUCAAUAAUAGUAUGUAGAUUGUUUGGAUAUUAAGUGGUUUUUUUUAAAUAAUUUUUAUUAUGACUUACAAUGUAUAACACAACUGAAAAAACUUUUGGUAUUAUUCAUUUCAUUUCUGUUAUUGACGUUCUUUUUUCAAGAAUCUCAUCACAUUUUGAAUUAAACAUUUGAGUCAAAGAGUGUUUACCCAUGAGAGAGAAACCGAGGGGGCGAGUUGAAAA